UUUUAUUUUAACGUAACAAUUUAAUAGAAACCGUGCAUUGCACGGGCUAAAGUCUAGUAUAAUAUAUAAAAGGAAUAUAUAAGAUUAAUUAAUUUGUUGGUAUUUUCCUAAUUCAAAUCAAUUUAGAGACAACAUGAUUGAUUGGUGGCUAUAAAUACGACACAUAUCAAAGAGCUUUACAUGUAAAAUUCGUUUGGUUUUUACUUUUUCCCAUUAGUUGAAUGGAUGCCGUAAAAAUUACAUCUCUGUAUCAAAGGGCAAGGAAGAUAAAAAGCAAGGAAGAAGAAGCACAACAAGUUGAGGAUCAGGAUGUGGUUGUUUAUUUACCUGAAGAAGUGAUCUUUAACCUCCUGCUUCGGCUGCCGGCUUCAGUUCUUAAUAAUGUGAUGAGGUAUAUUUGCCGAACAUGGUAUGAUAUAAUCUCGAGUCCUGAUUUCCGGAGAGCACACUUUGAGCACUCUACACAUAAAGGUACUAGUCCCGGCUUCUUAUUCGUCCAACAAAAUGUUCGUAGUUCAUAUGUCAGCUUUGUGCAACCGAUCUCGACGUCUGGUGCAGUUAAGGUAAGCAAUAUAAGUUUUCCAUGGGGAUCAUCCUUAGAUGUAUGGGACAGUUAUGAUGGCCUAUGUCUUAUUUACAACGGGGGCCUUAUUAGUAAUAGUAGAUAUAGAGAUAACUUCCAUGUUUUCUAUCCCACCACAAAUCAAUACAAAAGUUAUUCCCACCCGCCACCAUAUUCUGGAGGUGAUCCUUAUGAUCUGAGAUUAGCUCGUUCUUUGUCAAGAAAGUAUAAAUUAAUCUACCAGAACAAGUACGAGAAAAUUGAUAAUAAUAGUGUUGCUAUACUCCAUAUACUCGAUAUUGGGAAUGAUUUUACCAGUUCUACUUGGCGAAUACUACCCCUAGAAAUUGGCGGUGAGAGGAGUGUCCUUCAUUAUGAGAUAGUAAAUAUUGGGGCAGGGGUUGUACAUGUUUUGAUGUGCAACCUUGAGCCACUUUAUUAUCUUGUUGAAAUUGAUUUAGAGACUCAAGUGGUUAACAAGAUUCCUAAUCCUCCUUGCUAUCGUCAAGGAGUAAGACCAUUUUUUCCCAAAGGGAGACACCUUACUGCCCUCCAUUACCAUAAUACCAUGAAUGAGCUUAAUGUGUGGACUCUCAGUAAAACUACUCGACACGACUCAGCAACCUGGAGUUGGACCAUGCUUUGCAAUAUUAACUUGGAAAAUGCUACUAGUCUACGCCAACCUUGUGAUGUUGAACCGUUAGCAUGGUUCAAGCAUGGUAACUUAUUGAUUUUUGGUUCUUUGGAGGAAAGGAAGUAUGUUGUUUUGGAUGUUAAGACUGCAAAAACUACUUCUUUCUCAAUGUCUCCAGCGUUUCGUUGGCCAUUGCCUACCUUGGUUCCCUAUGAAAGUCUUUUUGCUUAGAACGUAACAAUGUUGAUUUCUUUUUAUAGCUAGCUAGGUCACAACUGUAAUGUAACUUUCCCUUUAUAUUUUUAUACAUCAUCACAACGAUUACACUUGAUUUGUUUUACAUUGUUAUGGAAACCAUGGUUGUCUACUAAAUAUCUCUUUUUCAUCGUGUUACUAACAACAUAGAGUCAUAGACAGAGAAUCUAUCAAUAUUGCAAGUUUUGUGGCAAAACGGACACAAUGACUUGAGAAUCUAAAUAUACAUAAUUAGUCAAAUACGUAGUAUAAUAAUUGUGAACAUAUAUAAUAUUAGAAUUCUGUCGCAGAGUCCUACUGUAUUUUAGAAACUGAUAAUAAAAUUUGUCGGAGACAAACCACUUAAUAUGGUAAGAGGUGAGGAGGAGAGUAAACAAGGUGAUUAACUUUUAAGCAUGGGUGUGAAGAUUUAGGUGCUGGUGAGUUGCAGUUUCCUGAUAACAUGUUGUCAAGAAAAAAUGUUGUUUUAGAAGAAUCAAGUACUCGUUCUCUUAGACGGCUUAGUUCACUGCCACCUCAGCCAAAUAAUGGUGCAUUGAGCAGAAGAACUUCUAAUGAGGGAACAACAAGGUCCUCAACUUCUUCUCCUAUUCCAUGGAGGGAAAGCAAAAGUGCAGAACCUUCUGUCCGAAAGGAGCAUGGAGACUUCCAUUCAUAUUGCCAUAUUGGGAUAAGAUUAGGAAGUUAGAUGAUCGGGUGAAAGAGUUGGAUAGUCUCAAGGUCUCUUCUAAUAGUGCCCCUUCAACUGAGGCUACGAAGAAAUGUGCAAUAAUGUCGCAUCCCUCCCCAGAGAAUUUUCCUGGAAAAACAAAUGUUGUUGAAUCCCUUGAAAAAGUAGUGAGUGUUCAACCAUGUGAAAGUUCUGCUUGCUCGAAUACUGCUCAGGAUAUCUAUGAAGUCCCUAUAUGCUCUUACAUUGACAGUUCUAAUAUUAAGAAAGAAAGCUACAAUGUAACUUUGGAAGUGAAACUAGGAAUGGUAAACUAGAUUUGGUUUGGGGUGAGAUUUGAAAGUCUGAUGUCAAGGAACCGUUGCUAUCACCAGAGAGUGCCAAAAGUUCUAAGAAAAGCGAUUCUAAAGAUAAAAUUGAUUGGGAAAAGAAGCCAUUGCUGUCACCAGGUAGCAGUAAUGAAUCACCUAAAUUAAAAGAUCGCAAGACCGAUAAACCAUUGCUUUUCAAACACCCAACACUAGGCGGCGUUGCUGAUUUUGAACUUCAGCAGUUUAAUAGAAGACUUAAGCAACUUGAGGAUCAGAGGUUUGUAACAAGAGGCCAUGAAAUGAACUCUGAAAAAGCUGAAGAAGAAGAAUUGAGAGUAUGCAGGCUGAGAUAACUCGCUGGGGGGUUAAGAAGCCUUUGCCAGCAGAAAGUCGUUCCCCUGGUUGCCUUAAAGAGGUGACCCUGUGCUUCUGGCCUUCAUAAAGAAAUCCUCAGACAAUCAUGGUACAGUUAUUUCUGUUCCAUUUUUUCUUCUUCUAUAGAAUUGGUACCGGGAACAGAAUGCAAAACAAGUCAUAGAAGAUUAAUGAAAGGUGUCUUCAGUCUUCUGUUUUCUUCCUAAGAUGAGGCUGCAUAAUUUCUGUAGAGUGAAUGUGUGAUGAGUUGAUCGAGUUCCUAAGUACAUAUAUUAUGUAUAGUUCCCCCAUUCAGGCGUGUUUCUUUUGUGCGUACGACCACAUAUAUAGCCCGCUCCUUGGUAUUGUUUUUCCAUCUCAAACAGAUUUGGAUAUACAUGUGUUAAUGAUUGUAAGUUUGUAACAACACUAUAAUCUUGUAUUUGUGACAGUUCGAUUUUGGAGAGGAUUUAGCCCUAUAAUCUUGUAUUUGUGACAGUUCGAUUUCGCUCCUUUCACCAGAGAAAACAACAUAUCUUAACUUCAUUUUCCUAAAAAUUUAUCCAACUUUUUGUUGGUUGCAAGAACAAAAGUGUUAACAGACCGUUUGGUAGCCGACCAUAAAUAAUGUCAAUUGGAAUGAAUUUGUAUGUAAAUUUGUGAAACUAGGAAUGGUAAACUAGAUUUGGCUUGGGGUGAGAUUUGGAAGUCUGAUGUGAAGGAACUGUUGAUAUCCCCAGAGAGUGCCAAAAGUUCUAAGACAAACGAUUCUAAAGAUAAAAUUGAUUGGGAAAAGAAGCCAUUGCUGUCACCAGGUAGCAGUAAUGAAUCCCCUAAAUUAAAAGAUCGCAAGACAGAUAAACCAUUGCUUUUCGAACACCCAACACUAGGCGGCGUUGCUGAUUUUGAACUUCAGCAGUUUAAUAGAAGACUUAAGCAACUUGAGGAUCAGAGGUUUGUAACAAG
Molecule: messenger RNA, 3752 nt
Organism: Spinacia oleracea (spinach)
Lineage: Eukaryota; Viridiplantae; Streptophyta; Magnoliopsida; Caryophyllales; Amaranthaceae
Exons: 2
Coding region: 222-1427 (401 amino acids)
Molecular function (GO): protein binding
Source: RefSeq, a predicted model, not a curated record